AUGGCCGCCGUUCGCGCCGCCUGCUCGGCUGCUCAAACAGCAGCCAUAAGUUCAUGCAAUGCGAUAAACCGUCACCUGUCGAGGCCACUAAGCACCGCAGCCACGUCAGCACGAGCCUCUCUCGUUGCGCGUUCUCCGCCAUUGCGCAGCGCAGUCGCCUUCGUGCAGGUGCCACGUCAGCCACGUCGCGAGUCACAUUGCAUACGUGUCGUCCGUGCGAGCAGCACUGGAAGCUCCGACAAUUCGACCAAUGACGCGAGCUCGGAAGGCUCCGGCUUUUUCGGAUGGCUGAAGCUGCCGAAUCUGGACGGAUUGUUCGGAAAGAAGGGAGAGACGGAGGUGAAGACGAGUUCGGAGAUUGAGAGCGAGGGAGCUUUGGAAGAGAAUGUGAUAGCGCCGGAGCCCGAAGUGGUCAGGGAAGAGCCCCCCGAGGAGCUGGACGUGGUGAUCAUCGGAGCGGGACUCGCAGGGCUGCGGGCAGCGUUAGCACUGCAGGAGGCGGGGGUGGAGUGUGUGGUUUUGGAGGCGUCAGACGGGGUGGGAGGGCGCGUGCGCACAGAUGAAGUGGACGGGUUUCUGCUUGAUAGAGGCUUCCAGAUCUUCCUCUCAGCCUACCCCGAGGCACAGCAGGUGAUGGAUUACGAGGCAUUGGACCUCAGGCCCUUCUACUCGGGCGCUCUCGUGUGGUUUGGAGGCUCCUUCCACAGGGUGGCCGACCCCUUCCGCCACACCUCCGACGGCCUUGGCUCUCUCUUCAACCCCAUUGGCUCUGUCUUUGACAAACUGCGCAUUGGUUUGCUGCGCCUGAAGGCCGUCUCCUCGCCCGUGGAAGGGAUUCUCUCAGCGCCGGAGAGCAGCAUUGAGGAGGCACUCAAGAAGCAGGGGUUCUCCAAUGAGAUGAUUGACCGCUUCUUCCGUCCCUUCCUCGGAGGGAUCUUUUUCGACAACGAGCUCAGCACUUCCUCUAGGUUGAUGGAGUUUGUGCUACGCAUGCUCGCACUGGCACCCAACACCCUCCCCUCAUCCGGCAUCGGAGCCCUCGCCUCUCACCUCACCUCUCGCCUCCCCUCCCACUCCAUCCGCCUCAACUCCCCCGUCUCCUCUAUCACCCCCAACCUUUCGACCUACUCCCCUGUCCCUAUCUCCGAGCCCAUCCUCUUUUUAAACGGCUCCGGUAGCGGCAUUGUCAACAACCUCUGCUUCCCCAGUGUAGUGUCCCCUUCCUAUGCUCCGCCUGGCAAGACACUGGUUUCGGUCUCCCUUGUCGGUGCCUACGAGGAUCGGACCGAAGCUGAACUAGAGGCUCGGGUGCGCACGGAGCUGGCAGGCUGGUUCGGGAAGGAGGAAGUGGAGGCUUGGAAGAUGCUCCGGGCAUACAGGAUUCCGUUUGCUCAGCCGGGACAAAGGCCUCCCACUGACUUCUCUGGGGAAGUGGAAGUGGGGGAGAGGGAGGGAGUGUAUGUGUGUGGAGAUCACAAGAGCUCCCCCACUUUCGAUGGAGCAUUGGCUUCUGGUAGAAUGGCUGCAGAAGCUUUGCUGGCUAGAAGAGAGUAA
Molecule: messenger RNA, 1554 nt
Organism: Closterium sp. NIES-65
Lineage: Eukaryota; Viridiplantae; Streptophyta; Zygnematophyceae; Desmidiales; Closteriaceae
Source: the annotation of a GenBank genome assembly